This is a messenger RNA of Entrophospora candida, 1689 nucleotides long. Lineage: Eukaryota; Fungi; Glomeromycota; Glomeromycetes; Entrophosporales; Entrophosporaceae. The record is from the annotation of a GenBank genome assembly.
AUGUACUUGAACGGAAAGUUGACGGCUAACUAUUAUUACAAAUGGCAAUUGAAUGAUGAUGAAAGAUUGACUGAAGAGAUAUUACAACAAAUUGAAAAAUCCGAAAAAAUUCAAGAAUUUCUUCGAGAUGAUUUUUUAAGAGAUGUGAUUAAUCACAUUAAUGAUGUAGGGAAAGGAUCAAACCCAUACGAUGCAGAAAAAAUAUUAGACACAGUAAGACGAAAUAAUCAAAUAUUCAACGAUUUUUCAGAAGAAUUAUUAAAUAUUGCUCUAGUUCAAUUCUGGCAUUUACGAAUUUUUUAUUUUAGAAUUAUUCGUGAGCUUUUAAAACAACCAGCAAAUAAAAAAUGUUUUGAUUGUCCUACCAAGGGACCUGUUUAUGUAAAUCUUUUUAAUGAUACUUUUGUUUGUGCAAAAUGUUCAGGUAUACAUCGUGAAUUUAAUCAUCGUGUCAAAUCAAUACUUGCAUCAACAUUUACUCCAGCUGAAAUAGAAUCUUUAAAAAACGGCGCAGUAGAAAUUUGGUUGGCAAAAUAUAAAUGGGUAGACUUUCCAGAACCUGAUCCUAGUGAUAUAGAAUCAAUACGUACUUUGAUGUCAAUGAAAUAUAAACAAAAGAAAUGGUUGGAUGAGUCACUUUUGAAAGCAAAUAAUAAGAGACCACCAAAUGGUGAAGAUUAUGUGGCCAAAGGAACUUUUGUUAUUAAUUCUCCAGCAUUAAGUAAUAAAUUGAAUAAUAGUAGCAGUAAUUUAAGUGAUGAUUUUUCAAGUCAACACUCUAGUUUAAACGGCCAUUCGCCUGUUUCACCUACAAGCAGAAAAUCAGACAAUAAUACAAGUUAUUUAAAAUAUUCCCCUGAUACAUAUAAUGUUGUAGAAAACAAUACAUAUCUAGAAUCUAAUAAAAUAUCCACCACCACUAAUGCCUCUUUCACCCGACAAAAUCCUUUGGAUAAUUGUUCUGCAACAUAUUCUGAUCAAAAUAUUUUACAUGUUAACUCAAAUUCAAAUAUUUUUUCAACAGAGCCUUCUCUCUUGGAUAAUAAUGAUUUUAAUCUUUCUGCUGUUAAUUAUAAUUGCAUUGAUAAUAAACAGAAUCCUUUUGGGCAUGUCAGACAUAGUUCUUUGACUUCAAUUGCAAGCAGUAAUAACGAUGAUGAUAUUUUCAGCGAUUUCCAAACUGCACCUGACGUUAAUUCACAAAAAAAAAUGUGUUCAACAAAUUUGAAUUCUUACAAAAACCACACAUUUUCAAAUGGUUCUACAAAUACAAAUAUGAAUUCAUCGCAACAAAAACAAUUUGGUCAUUCAAAGAGCAUCUCUUUUGAUGGCGUGUUUAGUGAUUUAGAUCCGUUAAAAACAACAUCAUCUAUUUUUGAUAACAACAAUAAGAUAACGGACGAUCCUUUCAUUAAUCUUCUACCAUUAAUUAAAUCUGAAACGUCAAAAAGAUUUCCGUCUCAAAAAUUAAAUGAUGAUGAUAUUUUCAGUGAUUUCCAAGCUGCAUCUGAUGUUAAUUCACGAAAAACAAUGCGCCCAACAAAUUUAAAUUCUUACAAAAACCACACAUUUUCAAAUGGUUUUACAAGUACAAGUAUGAACUCAUUACAACAAAAACAAUUUGCUCAUUCAAAGAGCAUCUCUUUUGAUAGUACAUUUAGUGAUUUAGAUCCAUUACAUAAUAAAUAA